UUGAAUUGCAUUAUUUCCCUUUCAUCCUCACAACAGCGUAAACAAAAAGAUCUUUUAUGUUGUGAAGGUGUUAAAACUUGCUUCACAAAGACGAAAAUCUUUUCUAAUUUAAAGAUGGUAUCUGAAGCGCAUGUUUUAAGUAUUCUUCGGAACUUGGAAAAAUACUGGACUUUAGAGCAAUAUCUUGAUUUUACUAUAAAUGCCAAAGAUGGAAGUAUCCAGUGUCAUCAAAUCCUUUUUUCCAGUUUAUGUAAACUUUCUCAAAAACCAGGAACAACAGCAACAUCCUUCAAAAAUUCUUUGAAUAAAGAAACAUGUCUCAAUAAUGUAGCGUAUUUUCUAUCAAUGCUCUAUAAACCUACAAUAAAACCUCAGGAUUUUAAUGAAACUUUUAUCUCAGCAGCAAAAAUGUUUGGGUUGCCAAUACCUCAUCUUUCAAAAGGCUCAAGAAAACAAAGUUGUUUACACGAAGAAUUUGUUAAACAGAGAAAUUUGACCUUUGGUAACACUUUAGCAAAUUCCAGAAUAAACGAGAGUUUAUCUGAUAUAUUUCUGCUCGUGCAAAAACAAAGAUUUUGCUGUCAUAAGGUUAUUUUAGCGACUUUCUCUGCAUAUUUUGACGCCAUGUUUUCUUCGGAGCUUAGCGAGUUACAUCAGGAGGAAGUCACAAUUCAUGAUGUAGAUAAAAAGACGUUCAGUAAGAUUCUCGACUUUAUGUAUACUGGUGAAAUUGCUGUUACAAUACAGAAUGUCCAGGAUUUGAUGUCUACCUCAUCUUACUUACAGAUUCCUUUACUUCAGGCUCAAUGUGAGCGUUUUAUGGUACGCCAUAUUGAAAUUGACAAUUGCAUUGACGUGGUUCAACUCGGCGACACAGUCGGGUCUGAUUAUCUAGUUUGUAAAGGGAUAAGCUUUGUGUGUCGCCAUUUUAGUUCUGUAUCAAAAAACAAAGAAUUCCUAACACUAACGAAAAGUAUGAUAAAUAGAAUUUUGCAAAAUGACCAGAUAAAUGCAGAGAAUGAAUAUGCGAUCUUAAAAUUUGUACUUUUAUGGAUUAAACAGCAGAAAGAUAAAGUCGAAAUUACUGAUCUUAUGAAAAAUGUUAGACUUUCAUUAGUUUUAGAAAGUGCAUUAGAAGAAACUUUGGAAAACCCUAUAGUCAAGAAAGACAAAAACUGUAUUCAGUAUAUCAAUGAUGUAAUACAAAACAAGAUAAGUAAAGAAGAACGUACCAGAACAUUUGAAACAGAAGAUGUCAUGGUUGUUAUGUGGUCCUCUAGUUAUAUACCAGGACUUCACUUAGCAUGCUUUAGUUUUGUAAACAACUAUUGGUACCAGUUGCCGGGGUUACCAACUCAUUCGGCCGGAGGUUCGUAUGGCGCAUGUUCCAACGACAGUGACAUUUAUAUAUGCGGAGGUAGUGGAAAUCCAACAGCUUUCCAUCGAUUCAAUUUUACUUCAAAUAAAUGGCAGAAAUUAGGUCCAAUUGAGUUUAAAUAUGGACGCGCAGAUCAUGCCAUGGUCAUUAAGAAUGAUGAUCUGUAUAUGCUGGGCGGAAGUCAGGAUAGAAUCGUGGUAUGGCCAUAUGUAGACAAAUACAAUAUAACGGAUAAGUCAUGGAAUCGAAUUGGUUCGCUCAGCAUUGCUGUAUCCAAUCCUUCAUGUGCAAUAUUUAAUGAAAGCAUUAUAGUAUUUGGAGGUAAUAAGUCUUUUGGUGAAUUUGUCUCUGCUAUUCAGAUGUACGAUUUAACAACCAACUCGUGCACCUCGUUUUCAAAGUUACCAAUAAUGUGCAGUUUUAGUGGACUAGUAAUGAAUGAAGAUGUAGCAUAUAUUGUUGGUCCAAAAGGAGAUGUGGUUUUAUAUGAACAUGGUAAAGAUCCGGUUGUUUUAGGUUCAGUGCACAAACAAACUAUGUUUGGAUUUGGUACAGCAUUUUAUAAUGGUAAAGUGUUUGUAAUAGGUGGAAGCUCGGAUCGCAUGGAGUCAACUGAAGCAAGGGCGUUUGAUGUCGUGUCUAAAACUUCUUCUAUGACUAAUAGGAACAUGAAAGUACCUGCUAAAAAGGAAUCAAACCAGUAUUUCAUGAUAAGCCACAACAUUCGCAAAUCUUUACUUAUACCGGAAAAUUUGUACAAAGAUUGACAUGACGGGCCGAAGAACAAUGAAGGCAAAUUACUUUCUUUUACAUGUGGAGCAGGACUUAUUAGCACCUGAUAUCAUCCCGUUUGUUUUGUUUAAUGUGUGUUGUUCAUUCUUUGAGAGUUAAAUUUUGUAUUUCGUAAACUCUGUGUCCUUUGCACUGUUUUACCAUGACGUUUGGCAGAGUGUUUUUGACUUGUACGCGUUUGGAUGUUCAUUUGGUAUCCCCCUUCGUUACUUUAAACCGGAAUAAUACAUAUAUAGAUGCGAAGAAUCGUUUUUUACGUAACUUAGCUCACAAAUUGUGAAAGUACGAAUUAUAG
Mytilus trossulus (common blue mussel) is the source of this 2465-nucleotide messenger RNA. RefSeq names its product kelch-like protein 24. Lineage: Eukaryota; Metazoa; Mollusca; Bivalvia; Mytilida; Mytilidae. The transcript is spliced from 2 exons. The record is from RefSeq and is a predicted model, not a curated record. Gene Ontology annotation, molecular function: protein binding. The coding region runs from base 115 to 2145 and encodes 676 amino acids.